This is a messenger RNA of Ceratitis capitata (Mediterranean fruit fly), 1977 nucleotides long. RefSeq names its product putative inorganic phosphate cotransporter. Lineage: Eukaryota; Metazoa; Arthropoda; Insecta; Diptera; Tephritidae. The record is from RefSeq and is a predicted model, not a curated record. Gene Ontology annotation, biological process: monoatomic anion transport; transmembrane transport. The coding region runs from base 92 to 1636 and encodes 514 amino acids. The transcript is spliced from 3 exons. Gene Ontology annotation, cellular component: plasma membrane. Gene Ontology annotation, molecular function: transmembrane transporter activity.
CGUACGACAGUCAAAAAUUCCAGUGCAUCGCCACCUCCCACAAGGCUCUUGUAGUGUCGAAUGUCGGUAAUACUCUUAUACGCAGAGAGCAAUGGUCACCAAUCGUCGAUGUUCCGUAGAAGCCAAUAGUAAGUUUAGUGGUAAAGUAAUUGGUUAUCGUCACCUGCAAUGUCUGCUGCUCUUCAUUGGAUUUUGCUUGAUCUUCGCGACGCGUGUCAAUAUCUCCAUUGCCAUUGUGGCAAUGAUGGACAGUAAAGCGGCGAAUACAGCUUUUCCUGAGUACACUUGGUCUGAGCAAACGAAAUCACAUAUACUCAGCAGUUUCUUCUGCGGUUAUAUUCUACUACAAAUACCGGCUGGCGCUUGGGCGUGUCGUUUCGGUGGUCACUUACUGCUUUUAUUGUGCAUCAGUAUCAACAGUCUACUCGCGCUGCUAACGCCAUUGGGUGUGAGCAUUGGUGAUUGGCCACUACUGUGUGUGCUACGCUUUUCUCAAGGCCUCCUGCAGGGUAUCAUAUUUCCAUCUAUUGCUACGAUUUUAUCGAAAUGGGCGCCAGUGGAGGAACGCAGCGCAAUGCAAACAUUCAUUUACUCCGGCGGGCAAUUGGGCAUAGUGUUGAUGUUGGCUGCAAGCGGCAAACUCUGCUCGUCGAGCUUAGGUUGGCCAAGCACUUUCUAUAUUCCCGGUGCUUUGGGCUUACUGUGGUCUGUGAUUUUGUUCAUUUUUGGGGCGAGUACACCGCGUGAUUGUAAACACAUCUCGGCGGAGGAGCGCGCUAUGAUUGAAAAGUCUUUGGGUCAUGAUAGUAAGGCUGUAGAGGAAGAGCGUGAUAUGAAACACUCCGUACCAUGGAGGCGUAUAUUCACGUCAAAGCAUUUUUUGGUUACCUUACUAAAUCACUGCGCUAAUGAUUGGUGCUUUUGGACGUUGCUCACUCAAAUGCCUUCGUAUAUUAAGAGUGUACUCGGCAAGGAUAUAAACAGCAAUGCGUUGAUUUCGGCUUUACCUUACCUAUCCAUGUUCAGCUUAUCACUAAUUCUUUGUCCAAUAGCGAGCUGGUUGGAAAAGUCUGAAACAAUGAAGGCAACUGUAAGCCGUAAAGUCUUCAACACCAUCGGCCUAUGGAUUCCAUCUGUAACACUAGUGUCCUUGAGCUAUUUACAGCAAGAUCAAGGAAAUUUAGCAAUCGGCUUGCUCACUAUUACUGUGGCCGUUAGCACCCAUGUGCACUUUGGUUAUGCAGUAAAUCAUCUUGACUUAGCACCGAAUCUCGCAGGCACCUUGCUGGGAAUUUUCAAUUGUGGCGCUAAUAUGAUGGGUGUUAUAGCGCCAAUUUUUGUUGGCUACAUUGUCACAGAAACGCGAAAUGUCCAUCAAUGGCGCGUGGUUUUCCUGCUCACUGCUGCCUUUACCUUCACCGGUAAUCUCUUAUUUUUAAUUUUCGGCACAGCCAAGGUGCAGGCAUGGAAUGAGCGACCGCGUGCUGUUAUUGAAGCUGAACAAUUGGAAGAACUGGUGAAUAGCGUUCAGAAGCCGAACGAAUUGGCCGAAGAUGCAGAAGCAGGUGCACCCAAAAAUGAUGCUGAAAAAUCGGUGGCGGAGAAAAGUGUAGCUGAAAAAGUGAUUAUGUUGUGAAGCUUUUAAAAGUUGCCAUCUAACAAUAUUAUUUUAAUGCAGUAUGCACGAUAAAUUCGAAAUCUUAGUUGCCUUUUAGGUAAAUUUAUUUAAAUUUUCAUUUAAAUGUAUGCGAUAAUCUAAUACAGAUAUUAACGGCAUUUCAAAUUCGAAGUGGGUUUUCCCUGUAUAUACUGUUAUACAAAAUUACAUAAGCACGCAGUUAAGACCCUGCUACAUACAACUAUUGAAUCGUCAUGAGUAAUGUAACCAUUGUGCAAAAUUUACAAUAAUAUUUAUACUAUUUUGUAAAUAAAUACAAAUACAGAAGCAGUUUUUGAACCUUCUUAGCGGUAAAUUUA